Molecule: messenger RNA, 2006 nt
Organism: Mytilus trossulus (common blue mussel)
Lineage: Eukaryota; Metazoa; Mollusca; Bivalvia; Mytilida; Mytilidae
Exons: 2
Coding region: 102-809 (235 amino acids)
Source: RefSeq, a predicted model, not a curated record
GUCGAAUAUCAAAUCACAGAUAUCAAAAUGAAGUUAUGCCUCGUAAUAAUCAAUCAGGUGACAUAAUAAUUGUAUUGUGAGUAUAACUUGUGCAGUUGCCAAUGUUAAGCUCGGCAAUGGAUAUUGAAUCCAAAAAGGAUAUUGAAUCGUCAUCUGAUUUCUGGUGUUCUACUGUGGAUAAAGAAAGAGAAGUGGAAGUUCUCCAUAUGAAAAUAGAUAUAGAUGCAAAGAAUCAUGAAAGAGAAAAGGAAAGCAUACACAGAGAAAAAGAUGGACAUAUUGAAAAACUUAAAUCGGAAAACGAUAAUUUAAAAGAAGAGAUGGGGAGCAUAACUGACAAAAUAAAACAGUUAGAUUUGGCUAACAGUAGAAAAGAUAAAGAGAUUGAGGACAGUAAAAUGCGUGAAAAAGAAUUAAAGAAGGACAUUCAAAGAUUAGAAAAAGAGUCCAUCGUACAAAAAUUACAGAAAAAAGAAAUCAAACGUCUAAAGGAUGAAUUAGCGCAAGUUCGUCUUGACUUGCAGCAAAUGAAAUUGGAGAAGGACGAAGUACAAGUUAUGCUAAAAACACAUAUUGAAGAGCAAAAAACUCGCGACACUAAAAUGAUGGAGAGCUUAAAAAUGCAACAAAGGGAAGAAUUAAAAGAUCUUAGAAAAGGUCUUGAAAGUGAAUUCAAGGAACUUCGAAAAGGUUUGGUCAAUGAGGUUGUUGCUGGGGUUGCAGCUGCAAUAAAAAAUCCUGGAAGUGACAACAGACCGAAAUCAAAAAUGGAGCAAUGCAAACCAACAGCAUUCGAUCCAAAAAUUUAAGAUUAAUAAGGAACACUAUUCGAACAGCAAUAUUAAAAUAAUAAUAUGUUUAAGGUUUUGAUAUAUUUUAUAAUUCAAAUAUCGCUUUCCCGCAAAAGUUAUAUAAAAAUAAGAUGAAAAGUGUUUUUGAAAUAGAAAAAUUACAUUAUAACUAUUUUUGAAUCUUUUAUAUUUCUUAUCUGUAUUACAAUUGUAUUAUGAUUUUCUUUGCUUUCAAAACUAUGUUUGUUUUAAAUAUAUAAACUCAAGGUUACAUUUAACAUUUACCUUUGCCACCCGUUGAUUGCCACUUUAUCUAAGAGAAAACUUUGAUUUUAAAUAUGCGUGAAGUAAAUAAAUAUGUCUAAUAUUAAUUAUAUAACAAUUUUGAUAUAAAUGAAUGAAACAAACAAAUAUGGCAGUUUACAAGAAAUAAUUUUCUCUACAAUAAAUAAUCACUGUUGUUAUAAAAAUAAUAUAAAUGUCAUGGCCAUAUAUGUGAUUAAUAAAGAUGUAUUUGAGCAUAUUGGAGUACAAACAUGGAAACUAUAUGAAGAAACGUGUGUUGUUGUUCAUACACACUUUUCGUUACUAGAUUAGGAAAUUACCCAUCAAGGUAAAUACAAAAUUAAACGAAUUCCAUGAUGAUGCUUUGAUAAUAUCAACGUCCACUGCUAUGUUUCAACCGAGUUACGAAUCACAUGUAUUCAAAAUGUCACAUUCAGAUAAUAUGUCACAUUCUGUGAAAUACAAAAUCUGUACUGGUAUCUCAAAACUUUAAACCGUGAUAACAUGGAGCUAGCGUUCAGGUGACUGUAAAAUUUGUCUCGUGUCCUUUUCAGUCGUUGUUUCUCGUAUCUCUCCUGGAGCAGUUUCGGUUGAAGGACCUUUCUGUUGCUUGUUAAGAACAUAUAAUGGGAAAAGUCAUGAGCAAUAACUGGCAAAUAUGUUAUGAAAGUUCUCAUUAAAAUAUUGGUUAUUAAUUGACAGAACAUCAUCAUAAACAUAUAUUGAACUGAAAUUGAAAACGUUUGAAAAAAAACGAAAAAUGUAUUAUAUUUUUUCUUUGUCUCAAACUCAAGAAAUAUCUUGUCGAUUUUAAAGAUAUGGGAAAGAUAUUACAUGGGUUUGUGUUGAAUCACAAAGCAAAAAUAUCAGUUUUAUAUAAAAAGCAGAAUUUAUUUCUUUACAUAAAUUAUAUAAAUAUAACCAGGAUAU